Drosophila erecta is the source of this 5197-nucleotide messenger RNA. RefSeq names its product zinc finger protein 91 (gene D19A). Gene Ontology annotation, molecular function: RNA polymerase II transcription regulatory region sequence-specific DNA binding; DNA-binding transcription factor activity, RNA polymerase II-specific; zinc ion binding. The transcript has 6 exons. The record is from RefSeq and is a predicted model, not a curated record. NCBI's taxonomy places the organism in Eukaryota, Metazoa, Arthropoda, Insecta, Diptera, Drosophilidae. Gene Ontology annotation, biological process: regulation of transcription by RNA polymerase II. The coding region runs from base 179 to 5197 and encodes 1672 amino acids. Gene Ontology annotation, cellular component: nucleus.
CUGACGAGUAACUCGCUGGCAGUUGUACUUGCUUAUUGCCCACUCGCUCGAUUGCCAGUCGACGAGUAUACAAUUUUUUCUGUGUCAAUAUUAUUUUAUUGCUUACUGACCGGAGAGAGACGCAAAAAGCUAUAGAAAACCGCCCCGAUUCGCAGUGCCGAUUGCGAUUGAAAGCAAGAUGAACGAGGGCAGGCAGUACUCGAUCCACAGUCUGUGCAGGAUCUGUCUGAACCACCUGCAGAACGACGCCGCCUACGAUUUGUAUAUGGUGCCAGGACUUUCUAAGAAGCUGUGUUUCUGCACAUCCCUGUCCGUGGAACAGAACGAUGGCUUCCCAAAGAACCUGUGCACCCUGUGCUAUACCAAGCUGAACGAGCUGCACGACUUUCAGAAGCAGUGCGUCGAUUCGGUGCAAAAGUUCCAGGAUCUGGUGGCCAGCAACGUCUUUGCCUGCCAGAGCAGCUUCGACGUUUUCGAUUCCAAUGUUGCUGUGCAGGACUACCAGGCUGAGGAGGAGGACCACGUCAACUAUGAUCCGCUACUGAACCAUAAGAUGGAGCUGAUCGAGAACGAGGAGGAUGUCUUCAAAAUGCUGGAACACGUUGACAAGGAGGCCGAGGAGGUGGAGAAGGAGGCCAAGGUGGAGGAGGAUGACGGGGGCAACGUUUCCGUCAAGAUGUUUGACGACGAUUCCUCCAUCGAGAGCGGCAACGACAACGACCACGACCUGGACUUCGAACCAAACAGCAGUGAUGAUGACAUUCCGCUGGCCCAGCGAAUGCGGGGACCAGCUACCGGGUCCGGAUCACACCAGGACCGUUUCAGCAACCUCGACAAACCCAAGCCGAGGCCCAGGGGACGGCCCAAAAAGAUAAAACCGCCUCCGCCAGAGGAGGAGGAGUUGAGCGGCUCAUCCUCCGAAUCAGAUGACUCCGAAGACGAUGCAUCGCGGGGAGAUAAGCCCAAGAGGAAGCGCAUUCCCAUCGAGGAACGCCACCUUCACCGCAUCAUCGACUGCCACAUUUGCCACCAGAAGUUCAAGAAGGCCAUCCGAUACGAGGAGCACAUGAAGUACCACAACGACCUACUGCCCUUCCAGUGCAAGGUGGAGACCUGCAAGAAAGGUUUCACCACCGCCAAUGGGCUGCGCAUACACAUUGACCACGCGCAUACAGAGCUGUCCGAGGUUCACGCCUGCAUCGCCGAGGGCUGCGGCAAGACCUUCCCGCGCGUCCGCCUGCUCACCUUCCACAUGAAGAAGGUGCACGGCAUUACCAAGGCGGCGGCUCCGCUUCGGGACUUCCCCUGCACAGAAUGCGACACCGUAUUCCGCUGCCCCACAGCGCUUAAGAAGCACAUGUAUAAGCACACGGGCGAGGAGCUUCCGUAUCCUUGCAAUAUCUGCGGCAAGCGUUUUGUAAUCAACAGUGCUUUAAGGGAUCACCUUAUGCGACACGCGGGCAUCAAGAACCAUGUGUGCCCGUACUGCGGAGUGGGCAAGACGACGCGCCAGGAGUGGAACAAGCACAUCUUGACCCACACGAAGGAGAAGAAGUACGAGUGCCGGCAGUGCGACCACGCCUCCCACAACAAACAGGCGCUGGCCAACCACGUGAAGGUGGUGCACGAGAAGCGCAAGGACUUCGCCUGCCAGUACUGCGGAAAAACCUUUGGCAAGUCGCACGCCUGUAAGAUUCACGAGCGGAGUCAUACCGGCGAAAAGUGCUGCGAGUGCAAGAUCUGCGGCAAGGUGUUCCUCUUCGAGAAGGGUCUCACCAAGCAUUUGAAGACGCACGAGAAACGUGAUCUGCCCAAGACGCAGGGCGGCAACUCGGUGAUGGGUGACGGUGCCAGUGGAUCCUCGACAAUAGCUAAGCCCAGUCCGCACCUGCGUGGUCGCGUCGAGCGGGUGGACAUUGCCCAGCUGGCGGGAACGGUGGCCAAUCCGAUUCCAUCGGUCAACCUGCCCUCGUGGUCGCCGCAAGUGAACUUCACCAAGAAGGAGGGCCAGCACAUUUGCCCGGAUUGCGGCAAGGGCUUCAAUCACGUGAGCAACAUGAAGCUGCACUACAAGGUGGUACACCAAAAGGUCAAAGACUUCUGCUGCCGCUUCUGCCCGAAGAGAUUCGCCAAGAAGCAGUAUCUGCGGCACCACGAGUACAUUCACACUGGCGAAAAGCCUUACGAGUGCAAGGUGUGCGGCAAGCAUUUCCGGCAGGAGCAGGUGCUCAAGACGCAUAUGAAGGUUCACGACAAGCCGCCUCGUCCGCCGGGCAAGCCCAAGGAGCCGGCCGGACCGAAGGCGGAGUCCAGCACCGCGGUGAAGCGCCAGCAGCCGAAGAAUUUCGAGCAGUACCAGGAUCCGGCGGCGGAAAGGGCAGCGGCCACCGCCGAGCUGCUGGCCUACCAAAUCGAGGAGAACGAGGCCAAGCGCAAGGCAGAGGCGGAGCUUCGGAAAAUCCAGGAGGCUGCCUUCGAGCAGCUAAACAAGCUGCAGAAGCAGACAAACACGUACGAUGGCUUCUACGCUCAGAAGGCGGAGGCGGAGGGCACCUCGGUGGACGCACUGAAGUUGGAUCAUAUUCCCCCUGGAACAGGCAUCAUGGAGGAGGAGGCCGAUGUAGCCCAGUACUCGGUACACGCGGUGUGCCGCAUCUGCCUGAAUCGCCUGCCAGAGAAUGGCGGCGGAGCAGGAUCCUUUGACCUGUUCCUGAUCCCCGGAUUGGCCAAGAAGUUGUGUGUCUGCACUUCGCUGGCCGUGGAACAGUCGGAUGGCUUUCCCAAGUGUCUGUGCGCGCCGUGCUUCAGCCGACUGGACGACCUGCAUCAGUUCCAAAAGCUGUGCGUGGACUCGGUGCAAAAGUUCCAGGACAUGGUGACCAGGAACGUCUUUUGUCCGCCAGCGAGUGGGCAGAUAAAUAACUUCGAUUUGCUCAACGUAGCUGGAAACGAGCCCGAACUGGUGGGCCAGGAUGAGGAGGAUCGCAUCAACUUCGAUCCGCUAUUGGACCACAAAAUGGAGAUGAUCGAGAACGAGGAGGAUGUGUUUAAGAUGUUGGAGCACGUGGACAAGGAGGCCGAGCAGGUUGAGAAGGAAGUGAAGCAAGAUGAAAUGGAUGCCGCCGAUCUGAUGACCAUUUUUGCCGCGGAUUCCUCGGAGGAGAGCGACGAAGACUUUGACCAAGAUGUGGACUUUGAGCCUAACAGCAGCGAUGGUGACGAUGAUGUGCCUUUGGCACAGCGAUUAAGGGAUAAUUCCCGGUCGAAACCAAAAGCGAAGGCACCCGUAAUUAAGGAAGAGGAGGAGGAGGAGGUAAUUUCAGGCUCCGAGGAGGAUGACGAGGACGGAGAGAAGUCAAAGAGCCGGCGCAAGAGGAUUCCGACUGGCGAACGCCACCUGCACCGCAUCAUCGACUGUCACAUUUGCCACCAAAAGUUCAAGAAGGCCAUCCGCUACGAAGAGCACAUGAAGCACCACAACGAUCUCCUGCCCUUCCAAUGCAAGGUGGAAACCUGCAGGAAAGGUUUCACCACCGCUGGAGGAUUAAGGCUUCACAUCGACCACGCCCACACGGAGCUAUCCGAGGUCCACUCCUGCAAUGUCGAUGGCUGCGGCAAGACCUUUCCACGUAUACGCCUGCUCACCUUUCACAUGAAAAAGAUGCACGGUAUUACCAAGGCAGCGGCGCCUCCAAGGGAUUACCCUUGCACCGAGUGCGAGAAGGUAUUCCGCUGUCCCAUGGCGCUCAAGAAGCAUAUGUACAAGCACGACGGCAAGGAGCUGCCAUUCCCCUGUAACAUUUGCGGCAAAAGGUUUGUGAUCAAUAGUGCUUUAAAGGAUCAUCUGAUGCGGCACGCGGGCAUCAAGAACUACGUGUGUCCUUACUGUGGGGUGGGAAAAACCACCAGGCAGGAAUGGAACACGCACAUACUGACGCAUACCCAGGAGAAGAAGUUCAAGUGCCACAUCUGCGAGCACGCCUCACACAACAAGCAGAGUCUGGCCAAUCACAUUAAGAUCGUGCACGAGAAGAUCAAAAACUAUGCGUGUCAAUACUGUGGAAAGACUUUCGGGAAGUCACACGCUUGCAAGAUCCACGAGAUGACGCACACGGGAGAAAAGCGAUGCGAGUGCAAGGUCUGUGGGAAGAAGUUUCUCUACCCUAAGAGCCUGACCAAGCACUUAAAGACUCAUGAAAAGCGUGUGCUUCGUGCUAUUGAAACCUACCGCCAGCGGCAGGUGGAAAUGGGCGAGACACCUGGUGAGCAGUUCGAAAAUCCCCCUGCGCCACCAGUUGAGGGCGUAUCCAUUGAACCGAUCAUGUCGCAAAACGCUGCUGACGAAUUGCUCAAGGUGUGCGCCGAAUCCGUGGCUACCAUACCUAAAGAUCCACGCCGUGUACAACGAGUGGAUCUGGCGCAGUUGGCUGGCACUGCUGUGAAUCCCAUACCCUCAGUUUCAGUGCCGUCAUGGUCGCCACAGGUGAACUUCACCAAGAAGGAGGGCAAACAUAUCUGCCCCGGGUGUGGUCAGGGAUUCAACAACAUCGGAAACAUGAAGCGGCACUAUAAGAUCAUCCACGAGAAGGUCAAAGACUUUGCCUGCCGCUUUUGCCCAAAAAGAUUCGCAAAGGCUCAAACGCUGAGGCACCACGAGUGGAUUCAUACGGGCGAGAAACCCUUUGAAUGCAAGACCUGCGGCACCCGUUUCCGCCAGGAGACGGCGUUAAAGCGCCACCAGCGAACCCACGAGAACCGUCCACCCGUUAUUUCGCCCAAGUUCUAUGCCGCUCGCGAGGAGCUGGAAGAGCAGGAACGCAGCAAGAGAGAGGCAAAGCGCCAGGCGGAUGCGAAGCGACGCGAAAUCGCUGAGGCGGCCAAGGAGCAGCUUUCCUCGCUACACAAGCUUGAGAGCAGUGACCGCAGUCUGCACUCCUACGACGAGUACCAGGAGGCAGCGGCGGAGCGGGCAGCGGCAUCCGCCGAACUCCAGGCGCAGCAGUUCGAAGAGAACGAGGUAAAGCGACUGGCGGAGGAGGAACGCCGCAAGAUUCAGGAGGCUGCCUACGAGCAACUGCAGCGGUUGCAGCAUCAGCAGGAGAUUGACAAGGCGCAAAGCUCCUACGAUGGCUACUACGCUCAGAAGGCGCAUGCCGAUGGCACCAGCUUCGAUGCCUUAAAAAUCGAUCACGUCUGA